GUUUACGAUUCAGGACGAAACCGAGCAGCAAGCCAUCCUACAUGACGUAGCAAAUACGAAAGCUCGCUCAUGAGGCCUUUGGCAUGGACUGGAAUGCCCAUCGAAGUCGUGAUGGAGACUCUCCAACUUACAUCGAGGGUGGAAAAGUCGGGUUGUACGGAAAGAUCGCCAAGUACAGAGCUUUGCUGCCGGCGACACGUAAGCUCGGAGUCGGAAUCAUCGCCUACUCUCCUCUUGGUCGAGUCGCGCAAGACAUUCGCCGCCAAGACGUACGCCAGUGGCUCCCACGGGUCUCCGACAAGGACUUUCCCAAGAACUUGGAACUCGUGGACAAGUUCCGUGCAGCGGCUAGCAGCAAGUACGGAGGGACGCCCGGCCAGACAGCCCUCGCGUGGAUGCUCUUCAGCCUCAUUAUGCAAGAACCCGUUACUGUCUCGCAGCAAGGACAAGCAAACGAUACCUGUCUCUUUCCCGACCCGUAUCGAAGGGUUCUACGGCAAGACGGGCGAAAAGGAGACCUUCGAGACCUGACUUGCGCUGCAAACCGUGGAGUGACGUUCUGGGACACCGCAGACACACGACGCGCUAAGAUCUUCCUGGCGACCAAGUCCGGCAGCUUGGAUCUCAUCACAGUAGCUGUGGACAAGACGAAACCGAACAGAAAGUCAUCCUGCAUCGAGCAGCAGCUCGAAAACUCACUCACUCGGCUCUUUGCACGGACUGCAAUGCCCAUAGAAGAGUGGAAAAGUCAGAUCUCGGUCGGGAUGCGUGACUCCCGGUCUAAAGCGACGUUGCUGGACGACUACGACAGGGAUGAUCACCGGGCGAUAUGCGAAUGCACCGCCACAUAUGGUUUAGUAGCAACCUUGAUGACGAUAUACCAGAUAUCAGUUGCAGCCUUGACUUCAGUGGCGUACAGAUUGUACUUCAGUUACAUGUUUUCAAAGGGAUACAAGGCAGUCAUAUCUUAG
Laetiporus sulphureus 93-53 is the source of this 971-nucleotide messenger RNA. RefSeq lists its product as uncharacterized. The transcript has 9 exons. The record is from RefSeq and is a predicted model, not a curated record. Bases 84 to 971 code for a protein of 295 amino acids. Lineage: Eukaryota; Fungi; Basidiomycota; Agaricomycetes; Polyporales; Laetiporaceae. Gene Ontology annotation, cellular component: cytoplasm.